AUGAAGACCUUUAUCAUUGCUGCUGCCUGCUUCUUGGGCUAUUCCGCUGCCCAGGGAAGCAUUGAGAAAGAUGCCGAGUGGACAGUGAGCGGCCUUAGCGCCUCCUCGCUCCCGGGACCACAAGGAUCUCUUACUACCCACUACUCCUUUACCGUCACAACCUCUACCCAGUCUGCUCAGUGCGACGCCACUUCCAACCAGACUGGUGCACCUCUCGGAUCCCUUCCCGAGACGGCAUGUGAUCCAGACACCUUCUCCUUCUCCUGGACGCCCAAAGGAGACGCAGGCUCUGACGGUGCGACCCUGGAGAUCUGGGACAGCGUCACUGAGCAGUUUGCUACUCACGAUAUCCCGGCUGAUGAGAUCCACCAGCAGCCCGAAUUCGUUCUGGGCAGCCACCCUUAUGUCUACAAUGGGCCCAGCGAUUUCAUUGUCGAGACACAGUUGGACUAG
Messenger RNA from Pestalotiopsis fici W106-1, 453 nucleotides. RefSeq lists its product as uncharacterized. NCBI's taxonomy places the organism in Eukaryota, Fungi, Ascomycota, Sordariomycetes, Amphisphaeriales, Sporocadaceae. The transcript has 2 exons. The record is from RefSeq and is a predicted model, not a curated record. The coding region runs from base 1 to 453 and encodes 150 amino acids.